Messenger RNA from Haliotis rubra (blacklip abalone), 2313 nucleotides. Its product is annotated as integrin-linked kinase-associated serine/threonine phosphatase 2C-like. Gene Ontology annotation, biological process: protein dephosphorylation. The record is from RefSeq and is a predicted model, not a curated record. Bases 259 to 1371 code for a protein of 370 amino acids. The transcript has 10 exons. Gene Ontology annotation, molecular function: cation binding; protein serine/threonine phosphatase activity. Lineage: Eukaryota; Metazoa; Mollusca; Gastropoda; Lepetellida; Haliotidae.
AGAUAAAAGGCGUACCAGAAAUGAAAAAAGAAUUAAAAUAUUUCCACAAAGCUUUACCGGCGCAUAAAUGCAAUCGUUCUGCGUGUAAAUUAUGAAUUAUGUGAAACAUAAGUAGCAACUGCUUAUGCAGCAUAAUUCGUUCGAAACUCUGACAGCUGAGCUUUACUCCCGGUCGACAUUUGGCAAAUGGGUUAAUCAAGAAAACCACAGUGCGCACUUCCGUUUAGAGGAAGCGAGCUUACCGAUGUUGCGAGGGAAAUGGACCUCUUCGAAGAUUUGCCUGAACCUGCAAGCGGAGGUUUACAAGAUGUAAAUGUGGAGCCCAGUGAAGUUGCUUUCUUCAAUAACACAAGCCAUGCUGGGGUUGGAUUAUUUGAUGAUUUGCCAUCGUCAAAUAUUCCAGGCGAAGAAAGGAAGAAGGGCGAGAAACGGAAGAGCACAGAGGAGGACAGUCAUCAGAAGAAUGUGCGCUUAAAAUCAUGUGCCAAGUACAGCCUGAAGAGUUUUGUGGCCGACAGGAAAGGGGAGAGGGAAGAGAUGCAGGAUGCUCACUUCAUGCUGCACAACUAUCACCAGGAGAUCCCUGACCUCCACCCUUCCAUCUAUCGCUUGUCUCUCUUUGGGGUCUUCGAUGGACACGGGGGCAGCAGAGCUUCCAGGUUGGCAUGCCAGGUUUUCCCACGAAAUCUGCGGGAUAGGUUUCCGAAGGGAGACGUGUCCCAGGUGGAGAGAGACAUAAAGAAAUGUUUUAUCGAGGCAUUUAAGAAAACUGAUGAAGAUUUCCUCAAACAAGCUACAAAAAAUAAACCCACUUGGAAGGAUGGCACCACAGCUAUUCUUGUGCUUGUCAUCAAUGAAACACUGUUUAUUGCAAACCUUGGAGAUAGCAAGUCCAUCUUGUGUCGCUACAAGGAAGACCAAGGAAAGUGUGUUGCCGUGCCCUUGUCGACAGAUCAUAGUCCCGGUGUGUACGAGGAGAGGAUGAGAAUACAGAAAUCUGGCGGACAUGUCAGAGAGGGUCGAGUGAUGGGGCAGCUGGAGGUAUCCCGGUCUAUCGGGGACGGGCCUUACAAGAAUCAUGGCGUCAUCUGUCUUCCUGAUGUCAAGCGCUGCCAACUUACCGAUCAAGAUCGGUUCCUGCUUCUAGCCUGUGAUGGUCUGUGGAAGAGCUUCAGUUUACAGGAGAGUGUAGACCUCGUCAACAGCAUUGUCAACUCACAGCCGAGAGGAGAAGACAAGAAGGCCUCGGCAGACACCAUGUAUGAAGCAGCAUGUAACAAGCUCGCCAAUGAUGCUGUUCUAAGAUUCAGUGGUGACAAUGUCACAGUUGCCAUAGUUACCAUCACAAGAUCACAACCUGCUGGUUCGUGAUGUCUUUCAAAAAAAGCAUAAAAACAGUUAUUGACUAAUAUAUGGCAAAGUGAAUCUGCUAACCUUGCAUGUCAAGCUCGGCCAUACAUGUAUGUUACCAUGGUAACUAACCAUAUCUUUCCUGUUACUGUAAAGGUGCUACGUUGUCGUAUCUGCCAGGCUGCACCAGUCGGACAAUAACAAAAGUUUAAGAAGAGAAUACAACAGCAUUGCCUCCUCAUGCUUGUGGAUGACGUUUAUCAUGCUUUGUCAAUGAAAAGACAUGCCAUGUUGCAUCAUGUUAUGAUGUCGGUUACACCAUACAAUGGUCAAUAACUGACAGACAAGUUAGCUGUGUUUCAUCUACAGUUUACUUUCUGUGCCAUGUAGGAUUGAUACCAAAAUUAGGAACUGAGCAAUUACAAAAGUGGAGUUUAGGUGAAAUCAAAAUGAAGCGGAAAUGGAUGUUGUUAAUUAUAAAAUGAUAUUGCAACAUAACAUGUGAGUGACAUGUUGUAUGAACCAUGUGUUAACUCUGAAUGUAGUUAUAUAUUUAGCCAGGUGAUCACUGAAAGAAUUUGUUUAUUCAGCAUCAAGAGUGACUUACAGCAUUGUUUGAAACAAAUAAAUUGAAUUUUGGAUUGGUAAGAUGUAUCAAAAUAACAGCUUUGUUCAAAAGGAACUGAUAAUUUACAAGACGGAUUGGGAUUAGUGACGAAAAAAUGGCAGUGAUAGCAGAAGUCACAAAAAUGACACAUCUAUAUUUAAAAAAAAACAAAACUUAUCGGCGGAAGCAAAUUAAUAUUUUGUACUGUAAAUAUUAUUUUGGUUGAAAAUUCAUGAAAAUGUGUUUUGUAAAAUAAAAUCUAAACAUUAUUUAGGGGCUGGAUAUUUAUUGGGGAACUCUGUGAAAAAUAAUGUUACACAUGUUUGGAGUGUCAUUAAAAAAGUUUCAUCAAAUGG